CCCGAGCGCUCUCACACAAUACUACUGUCCCAUCUGUCGCGUGCCGCCGAUCACGCCGCGCUAGCCGGCGAUUAGUGAGCAUGGCGUCCCUUCGCCGCCUCUCCUCGUCGCCCGCGUCGCUCCAGCUCCGCUCUCUACUCGCCAGACGAAGCUUCCUUCCGCCUUCCCACACCAUCCAUGUGGACCCUCCCUGUCAGCAACUAGAUCGCACUGCCGAGCUGAGAAUCCCGUCGGGUUUAGACGCGUUGAGUUUGGACGCGUCGGGUUUGGACGCGUGGAGUUUGGACGCGUCGGGUUUGAACACCAUUCUCGGUUUUCCGCAUAAUCCGCAGUUUGGCUUGGCGUACACUUCACCUGGGCUGUCUCCGCUUGAGGGUUCCGCUUCCGCCCAAGCGCUGCCGUGGGGGGAGCACGCGGGGGCGGGGUUGGAGUGCGGGCGCGGGGACAAGCGCACGAGGCGGGGGAAGAUCUUCAAGGGGUCGUACGGCAACGCGCGGCGGGACAAGAAGCGCGAGAACCAGCGCCUGCGGGAGAAGUGGGAGCUGCCGCCCGGAGUGAGCGCCGAGGACGCCUUCACCGGGCGGUAAUUGAUGACGUGUCAACACUAUGGCGUGAGCGCGUGGUUGAUGGCUUGGAAGCACGUCCAAGGGGAUAGGAUGCAAGUGCUCAUAGUUAGGCGGCAUGGUCAGGGUACUAAGUACGAGUAGGAGCAAGAGCACUCUACUCUACUAUGCAGGUCGGUGCGAGCCUGGAUUGAUUUCUUAGGGUGCCUGGAAAUCUUGAUGAUGUGUGCUACGAGUUCUCAGGACCUACGUUCUCAGCUCUUGGGUUGAAGCAUGCUCGGUUCAA
Messenger RNA from Closterium sp. NIES-67, 849 nucleotides. Lineage: Eukaryota; Viridiplantae; Streptophyta; Zygnematophyceae; Desmidiales; Closteriaceae. The record is from the annotation of a GenBank genome assembly.